Messenger RNA from Lycium barbarum (goji berry), 567 nucleotides. Its product is annotated as protein ARABIDOPSIS THALIANA ANTHER 7-like. Gene Ontology annotation, cellular component: membrane. Gene Ontology annotation, molecular function: lipid binding. Lineage: Eukaryota; Viridiplantae; Streptophyta; Magnoliopsida; Solanales; Solanaceae. The record is from RefSeq and is a predicted model, not a curated record. Bases 58 to 429 code for a protein of 123 amino acids. Gene Ontology annotation, biological process: lipid transport. The transcript has 2 exons.
CCAAUUAAAUGAACUAUACUUUUUUACUUAACUACUACCAAACCAGCAAAAAAACAAAUGGCAGCCAAGAAGAAUAUACUAGUUUUUGUUGCAGUUGUAUUAAUGGUAGUUCUAAUAAGUACUCCAUGCUAUGCAUCCAAAGAUGAAAUCUGCAAAGACGUGGAUGCUUGCUUUGAGUAUUGUGAAGUUUAUGUAGAAGGGAUUACUCCGAACCCGACCCGUGAGUGUUGUGACAACUUACUUAUAUUGAAUGGCAGGGUAAAAUAUAUAGACAAUGGGGUUCGUAGGUAUUGUUACUGCAUAGAAGAUUUCAGUCAUAGUCACUAUCAUCCUCCUUAUCUCCAAUCCCGUAUUCUGAAUAUGGCUAGAAUAUGUGGUAUUCAUCGUAGCUUCCCUAUCUCUGAGCACAUGGAUUGUUCUAAGCUAUAGUAAGAGACUUAUUGUUUGACGAAGACUAGCUGUUCUCUCUGGUCUGAUGCUAUAUAUUAGUUAAAUAAUUUUUAUUCUCUCUUUUCCUGAACUUUGAAUUGGAAGUAUAAUGAUAUGUCUAUUACACUAUUACAGCUA